AGAGGGAGCGGGGAGGAGGACCAGCAGCACCUGCAUCAUCAUCAUCAUCUCAUCAUCAUCACUGGGGGCAUCCUCAUCAUCAUCAUCCUCCUACACAGGACAAUCAGGGGGCACCAACCACUGCACAGGGACAUUUGUUCUUUUUCUUGGGUCCGCAGAACAUUUCCUACCCCAGGGAAAGUGAAGCCACCACUCCAUCCAUUUUCCUGUGAAAUGCCCCAUCAUCUAUCCCCGGAAAGUUCUUUCAAUUCCAAACAAGAGCUGCUCUCCUUUGCCGAACCCUCCCGAAGUGUCAGCGAAUACAGCUUGGCCAGUCCAGAUGGCGGUGAACAAGUGGACGCCCUGCUUUCAAAGACGCCACUGCAUUCUAAUACAGCCAGGACUCCGGAUCCCUACAAUGAAAGUCUGUAUGAUGAACCCUGUGCUAAAAGAGCACUCUAUGGGGACGAUCCCUGUGAGAUUAAUUUUAUACCUGCCGAAGGUGAGAACUUGUGUGGAUGGGGGGCUUUCAAGCCCUCCUUCUUGCAAGUGUUCAACACAUCUAAAGGGGUGCUCUUAUUCCUCUGCACAGCCUCGUUUCUCCAAGGCAUGGUGGUCAACGGUUUCAUCAACACUGUUAUCACCUCUAUAGAACGGAGGUUUGACCUGCACAGCUAUCAUAGCGGACUGAUUGCCAGCUCCUAUGACAUAGCGGCCUGCGUGUGCUUGACAUUUGUUAGCUACUUUGGGGGGAAUGGUCACAAGCCUCGCUGGUUGGGCUGGGGAAUAUUAAUAAUGGGCAUUGGUUCCUUAGUCUUUGCUUUGCCACACUUCAGCACCAGCGAAUACAAGGUGAACUUUGCUGAAGAUACGGGACUGUGCCCGUCCAAUUAUACUUAUCGGGUCUCUCAACGUGCCUCCAGUCUGUCCUACUACCGCUAUGUCUUCAUGUUGGGACAGUUCCUUCACGGGAUCGGAGCUACACCACUGUACACACUGGGAGUCACUUAUCUAGAUGAGAAUGUCAAGUCAAGCUAUUCCCCAGUGUAUAUUGGAAUAUUUUACACAGCCGCCAUAGUUGGCCCAGCUGUAGGAUACCUGCUUGGAGGGUUCUUCCUGAAUAUGUACACAGAGAUCACCACCCCCACCCAUCUAACACCGGAGAACCCUCUGUGGGUCGGGGCUUGGUGGAUUGGCUUCCUGGGGGCUGGAGUAGCUGCUUUUCUCAUUUCUUUCCCUAUCCUAGGCUAUCCGCAGCAGCUGCCAGGUUCUCAACGUUACGUGGUGAUGAGAGUGUCUGAAGCUCAUCAGAUAAAGGAUGGGGACUACAAGCCAGACCCUGAUUUUGGGAAGACGAUUAAAGAUCUUCCAAAGUCAGUGUUGAUGCUGCUCAAGAAUCCCACUUUUAUUUUCCUGUGCCUAGCCGGAGCAACAGAGGCGACCCUCAUAACGGGAGUGUCGACGUUUGGACCAAAGUUUUUAGAAUCUCAGUUUAGUUUGAGUGCUUCAGAAGCUGCAACUUUUUUUGGGUACCUGGUGGUUCCUGCUGGGGGUGGCGGAACCUUCCUGGGGGGAUUCAUAGUGAACAAACUGAAAUUGCACUGCUCAGGAAUCAUCAGGUUCUGUGUCCUGUGUACUGUACUUAGUCUUAUGUCAGUCUUCAUCUUCCUCAUCAGCUGUCCUAACAUGCCCAUGGCUGGAGUCACCGAACCCUACCUUGACAGUGUCCUCUUAGGGAGCGGCCUCAACCUCUCCUCUGUGUGUAAUGCCGGGUGCCGCUGUUCACAGGAUCUUUACAGUCCUGUCUGUGGAGCCGAUAAUGUCAUGUACUAUUCUGCUUGCUACGCGGGCUGCUCAGGACGCUACAUGGACCGUGGUAAUGGCAGAAAGAUGUAUGAAAACUGCAGUUGUGUGGCUUCCAAUAUCUCUGUGAUGGGGACACAGGCUGUAGCGGGAAAAUGCUCUUCCUCCUGCAAAAAGAUGUCGCUGCUGCUGGUGUUUACAUUCUCUGUUAUACUGUUUACAUUCCUGUGCAGUAUUCCUGCACUCACUGCAACGUUACGGUGUGUGCCGGAUAGUCAGCGCUCCUUUGCACUCGGGAUCCAGUGGAUAUUAGUGCGAACAUUAGGUGGUAUCCCUGGACCAAUUGCCUUUGGCUCGAUGAUUGACAUUUCCUGCCUGCUCUGGCAGAACCAAAGUGGAGAAAAGGGCUCCUGUUACAUGUACCAAAACUCAGCCAUGAGCAACUAUAUGCUUAUUGCUGGUCUUGUUUACAAGGUGAGUGAAGGGUUAAUGUGA
Staurois parvus is the source of this 2277-nucleotide messenger RNA. The record is from the annotation of a GenBank genome assembly. Lineage: Eukaryota; Metazoa; Chordata; Amphibia; Anura; Ranidae.